UUGAAAAAACCCCUUGACAAAGAAGCAGCACGGAAAGGGACGAUACAUGCAUUAACAGCAGAUCUUCAAGCAGUCAAAUUGUGUCCUUCACUCAACGCCAGUGCACUAUAUUUUAAGACAAAACUUGCCGUCCACAACUUUAUAAUUUACAACCUGGGAACUAAUGGAGUCGCGUGUUACUGGUUCGACGAGACGGCAUGCGACUUAAAAGCUACUACAUAUGCAUCAUUUCUUGUAGAUUAUUUAACUAAAUUACUGGAAAAUGAUCCAAAGGAUGUAGUAUUGUUCACAGAUGGCUGCACAGCCCAGAAUAGGAAUAAUAUUGUGUCGAAUGCGUUGUUGCGUUUGGCCAUGGCCAAGAACAUAGUUAUAACUCAAAAAUACUUGGAAAAGGGCCACACUCAGAUGGAAGUCGAUUCGGUGCACUCGGUGAUCGAAAGAAAAUUGAAAAAUCGAGAAAUAUUUCUACCCUCACAAUACGCAACAAUCACGAAGGAGGCCAGAAAAGUGCCGAGUCCUUACCAGGUUAUUACUCCUGAUCAUACAUUUUUUAAAAACUUUGCUCAUAAAGAUCACCUCAUUUAUGAUUCAAUAAGACCUGGUCGUGGGGCGGGUGAUCGUGUCGUCAUGGACAUAAGGGCCCUAAGAUACAGUCCUAGUGGGACAAUUGAUUUUAAACUCCACUUUGUAGACGAUUUUGUUCCUUUACCUAGGAGACCAAAAAAGAUAUUAUCUGACUCUUUAAUUGAUUGCGUAGGUCCAUUGUAUGAAUCCAGACAACCAAUAUCCAAAACAAAGUAUGAUCACAUAAUAUAA
Messenger RNA from Parnassius apollo (apollo), 816 nucleotides. The record is from the annotation of a GenBank genome assembly. Lineage: Eukaryota; Metazoa; Arthropoda; Insecta; Lepidoptera; Papilionidae.